ACCGUACACAGUAGUAACGGUAAAGAGUGGGCCUAGUCUAAAUCUUCUUUCACAUUUCAAUGUUAUUUUUCCCUCUCGGCUUUUUCUCGCAUCUCAAAUCAACCACUAAGCAACCAUCCUUGAAGCAGCCAAGUACCGAAACGAGUAACCAAGUACACAAAUCGCGUCGACCAACUGCACGCCGCAUCUCACGAAGAUUCCCCGGACAUCCGCCGACAACUUGCCGUACAUUAGUCCUAUUACCUUUCUUUUAAACAGUUUAUGACGAUCUUAGAUGGCAUCUUAUCCUGAACCUUCAUCUGCUGAAGCUGAGCCAGCUGAGGUCCCAGCUUCAGUAUCACAACCCCAAUCCUCCUCGCCGUCGCCACCAGCCAUCUCUCAACCUCAACCUCAAUCUCAACCACAACCACAACCACAACCACAACACCAACCUCUUCCACAUCUUCACCCUCAUGAUCAAUCGCAAGUAUAUGAUGGCCUCCCUUCACAGCUGCCCGCUACUACCGUCGCGCAUCAUGGCCUUCAGGUCCUACAAGCUGCAUCUGCAGCUCACCCAACAACUCCCGAUCCCGUCGACUUAGCGCAGCAGUAUGCUCAGUCAGCAACUCUACAAAUGGGCGACGGCCAGUUUAUUGCUAUGGGCACAACGCCUACUGUUAGCCCCCCCUCGGCAAUAACACCUGCGUCGCAAAAGGUAUCGCGACUAAGACGUGCCUGUGAUAUGUGCAGCCAACGAAAGGUCAAGUGCGACGAGAGCGGCCCGCCAUGUAAACCCUGUGCAGAUCUUCAAGUUGAUUGCACCUUCAACCGAGAGAUGAAGCGACGUGGACCACCCAAUAAGCAUGCUGAGGCUGCGAGAGCUGCGAAACGGCCUCGUAACGGUAACGAAGAUGCAUCUCCUGUCCCUCAUCACGCCGCUGAGACGUUGGUUUCCAUUGCCGCAAAUCCCCCUUCAGGCGCUUUGGAUGCCGAAAACAUUGCGCCUUGGCCCAUCUUGGAGCUGCUCAUCGACGACUUCUUCACCUACAUACACCCCUUGUUGCCUUUCCCGCACGAACCUUCCUUCCGCGCCGCAUUCAACAACCGCAUGGAUAGAUCAAGUGGUGAAUUCUUGGCAUUGCUGGCUAGUAUGGUGGGCGUCCUUGUCGGCUCUUUUCCCCGAAGUGCGCGAGCCCACCUCAAGGCACAGCACAGUACCGGCCUCUUCCCUUCUGCAUCCUCCAUGGUGGAACAAUGUCGAGCUGUUGCAAUGGAAGCUCGGGGCUCCCGUUUCAUAAUGAAGGAGGAGAUGAGUAUUGAUGAUGCAGCGACCAGCUACUUUCUGGGAAUUGCUGCCGCUGAUACACUACAAUGGAAGAUGUGUAAGCGCUUCCUGACGGAAACCAUGACAUUCUGCCGAGAGCUUGGGAUCCAUCGCCAAAGAAGCGAACCCAGUACUGAUUCCCAGUCACUCGCCCUUGGAUCAGAAUCUAACACUGUGGUUGAUAAGCCUAUCGAUCACAUACAGGAUCAGAUCGGCAAGCGAAUCUUUUGGGUUAUGGUUGCUGGGGUUAGAACCAUGACCCAGCUAGGAGUAUCCAUUAACGAGAUCCCUUUGCCCCCGCUUACUUCCCAGGAGCCGUACCCUGAGCAGCCUGCAGAAGUUGACGAUGAGCACAUAUAUCGUGAUCAUAUACUGCCCCAACCCGAAGGUACUGUUUCGUUGAUUACUGGCUUCAACCGUAACGUUCGUGUCUACAUGACGAUGAAUGAACUGAUCGGCGUCGAUAUGUGCUAUGGGAUAAGUUUUUUCGACUGGAAUGCCCAGAAGAAUAUACUCAGCAACGCCCUGGCAAGUGCUAAACAGGCUGCCGAGGACCUACCCCCAGAGCUUCAAGUGAAGACGGAUAAUCUCCAACAUGUUCAGAACCACAACAUGGGAUUCGAUAAUUCGGACUUGGAGUACUAUCCGCCUGCUCUCCCUCACGCACAGGCUACAAAUGAUUUGCGACGCAUAUUUGCGGAGCAGCCUGUUCGUCGUCGCCAUCUCCAAUUUGAGAUACAGAAAGCCAAUAUUCAAUUAUCACAACUUGCGACUCGUUCUUAUUUUGUAGAGCGAUACCUCAACCUCCGCGAAGCACAUCGCGCAGGCCCUAACUUUGCUGAACGGGAGAGGACCAAGGAGAAGGAUGAGCGAGAUAAGAUGAUGGAAGACGAACGAGAAGUCAUCAUUCAGAAUCUCGUCACAGUGCUAGCGUCCAUUAACCAGCUAAACAUGGAACCAAACGGCUGCUCGCUCAUCAACAAAAUACGGCAAGUAGCUAGCACCUUGCUACCUGGCAGCGCAGAACACAAGGGAGUUGUAGCUGCCAAGGCGGAGGAGUACCUGAACGGAUUCCUCGACAUCCUUAUGAGGUUGGAAAAGGUGGGAGCGGCUCCACGUAAUGUAGCGAUGACGCCUCAAAACGAAGAGGAAGAGUUACGAAAUUGGGCCAGUCUCAGAGAAUAUCAAAUCCAGUUCAUGUCGAGCGGCGGUUUCCUCGGAGACGGUUACUAGAUUUGGUUAUUACAAUGAGAUGAUCGGUAUUCCAACCUAAGGGGAAAGUUGAACAGGUGGCUUUGGGGGUUGCGUAUAUACCCAGUAAUGUGUGUAUGCAUAGGUACGAAUGUGAUCUGUGUAGAAAGAUGAGGACGAGCAGCUUCGCUUCGCCAGCAAUGAUGACUUUAAGAUAACUGUUGUGUGUGUAUAUAAGCCCCCUAUCCCUCUUCAGUUCAAUUGUCACCGGGAAUGUAUAGAUGGCGCGAGUGUCUAUUACUAGAAGUUCAUUUGCGAAGAGAUUAUUUCGUGCCGAGGCUAUGCUGCCUACUUGUACAUACACAUAUGUAGAUCGUCCAUUACGAGGGAUUGAUGUGAGGUUCUAGGUACCUAUUGAGGAUAUUUGGCCAAUGUCUAUGUAUUAUAGAUAGUAGAGACGAGGGCUAAAAUUCGAAUCGUCUUUCUUCUUUU
Molecule: messenger RNA, 2986 nt
Organism: Hypoxylon fragiforme
Lineage: Eukaryota; Fungi; Ascomycota; Sordariomycetes; Xylariales; Hypoxylaceae
Exons: 3
Coding region: 275-2536 (753 amino acids)
Biological process (GO): regulation of DNA-templated transcription; DNA-templated transcription
Molecular function (GO): DNA binding; DNA-binding transcription factor activity, RNA polymerase II-specific; zinc ion binding
Source: RefSeq, a predicted model, not a curated record